Molecule: messenger RNA, 1389 nt
Organism: Amaranthus tricolor (Joseph's coat)
Lineage: Eukaryota; Viridiplantae; Streptophyta; Magnoliopsida; Caryophyllales; Amaranthaceae
Product: derlin-1
Exons: 7
Coding region: 249-992 (247 amino acids)
Biological process (GO): endoplasmic reticulum unfolded protein response
Cellular component (GO): endoplasmic reticulum membrane; Hrd1p ubiquitin ligase ERAD-L complex
Molecular function (GO): ubiquitin-specific protease binding; misfolded protein binding
Source: RefSeq, a predicted model, not a curated record
GGCGGGUAUACUUUGAGUCGGUCAACGAACUAGAAGCCUUCCAAGUCUUUAGAAGUUUCUGGGUUAUUGUGAAAGCACCAAAUUUAACAAAUUCGUUCGAUUUGGGCAAACAAUUAUCUUUGUUAAGUUAAAUUCUUCAACAGCAAGUCUCCAUUUUUCAAUUUUUUCUAUGAUUUAAAAUAAUACAACUUUUCCGAGGUGGGUUUAGCGUGAUUUUGAUAAAUUUCCAGACUCAUAUUCAAUCAAUAAUGUCUUCACCAGCAGAGUGGUAUAAUUCACUCCCUCCAAUAAGCAAGGGCUAUGGAACUCUGUGUCUACUGGUUACUACAGUAACUCAAUUGGGUAUACUCCAUCCUUAUUAUCUGGCAUUGAUAUAUGGAAGGGUUUUCAAGAGUUUGGAGGUUUGGAGACUAUUUACAAACUUCUUUUUCCUUGGAAAAUUUUCAAUCAAUUUUGGAAUUCGCCUGCUAAUGAUAGCAAGGUAUGGAGUUCAACUAGAGCAAGGGCCAUUCCAGAGGCGCACAGCAGACUUCUUAUGGAUGAUGAUAUUUGGAGCCUCCUGUUUGCUGGCAUUUUCAGCUAUCCCAUUCUUCAAUUAUGGAUUCGGUGCAAUAUCUCUUGUCUUCAUGCUUCUUUAUGUAUGGAGUAGAGAAUUCCCCAACGCGACUAUCAAUAUGUAUGGACUUUUCACCCUUAAGGCAUUUUACUUGCCUUGGAUGAUGCUUGCACUGGAUGUUAUUUUCGGUUCAUCUAUUUGGCCAGACUUUCUUGGAAUUGUUGCUGGACACCUUUUCUACUUCUUGACCGUACUUCAUCCUCUCGCUGGUGGAAAGAAUAUUCUCAAGACUCCAGUGUGGGUACAUAAGAUAGUUGCACGAUGGAGACUUGGAGCUCCUGCACCUUCUCGACCAUCAGCAGCAGCUGCUGGCCCUGCUCAACCGGACAGAAAUACAGGCGCUUUCAGAGGGAGAGCUUACCGUCUCAGUGAUUAAACAGAUGCUUGCAGCUAUGAACCGGUUCAAAAUGAUUCCAUUCAAUGCGUUCCUCGGUGCAGUAAACCUAUAAUGAAUCCAUUGGAAAAUUCUACAGAACCAGACACAAAACUAUAAAUGUAUUAUUGCUUUGAGCAUCCCACUGAGGGAAGAGAAUACAAUCUGCCUUAUUUUAGGAGGUGCUGAUAGACUGAUUCCGACGUCUAACUUGAUCUAGUACAGUUGAUGCAUCUGUUUAAUGAAUUUCAUAGAGGUAAAAAGAGAAAUCCAAUUCUGUUUUUUUUUUUUUUCUGGCUUUUAUUUUGACUGUUUUCGUGUUUACUUGUUAGAAUUUAGAUCAACUAGAUUAUGCUGAUUUAAGUCUUUCAAUUAUGUUGAGAAUUGAGUCUUGUUUCAA